Condylura cristata (star-nosed mole) is the source of this 1106-nucleotide messenger RNA. RefSeq names its product ER membrane protein complex subunit 8 (gene EMC8). NCBI's taxonomy places the organism in Eukaryota, Metazoa, Chordata, Mammalia, Eulipotyphla, Talpidae. The coding region runs from base 1 to 843 and encodes 280 amino acids. The record is from RefSeq and is a predicted model, not a curated record. The transcript has 7 exons. Gene Ontology annotation, cellular component: EMC complex.
AUGUUCUGGGCAGAUGCUGGCCCCUUCCGGCCUUCCCGACUGCCCCCCGCCGUGUCCCCACAACCCGGGCUGCUCUCAGGCGACUGCUUCGUGCCUAAGACCGUCAAAGAGGACGCCCUCCUCGCUCCCUCCCAGCGCCCCAGCAGCGCUGACGGCCCUCGGAGCUCCGUGGCCGGCAGCCAGUCGGGAGAAAGCGUCCAGCGCCGGCGGCGGCGCCUCAUCUUCUUGGGGCGAGAGCGGCAGAGCUUGCUGGCUCACGAGGCCUCGCGCUCUGCCCGCGACGGCCACGCGCUCGUUGGCGUCGGUGCUGUCGUUGACGGCCGGAAGUGUCAGUCAGGUGUGCGCUGUGUUUGCCACCAGCACCCUCCUGCUUCCGGGUCUUUCCAGGCCCGCACGGCAGAGAAAAUCACACGUCUUGUCCCCGUUUUUGUUCUCUUUCAGAUUGACUCGUGGUGCAAAGACAACAGCUACGUGGUUGCUGGUUAUUACCAAGCUAAUGAGCGAGUGAAGGAUGCCAGCCCAAACCAGGUUGCAGAGAAGGUGGCCUCCAGAAUCGCCGAGGGCUUCAGCGACACGGCGCUCAUCAUGGUGGACAACACCAAGUUCACGAUGGACUGCGUGGUGCCCACCAUCCACGUGUACGAGCACCAUGAAAACAAGUGGCGGUGCAGAGACCCACACUAUGACUACUGUGAAGACUGGCCAGAGGCCCAGAGGAUCUUGGCGUCACUCCUGGACAGCCGGUCCUACGAGACCCUCGUGGACUUCGAUAACCACCUGGAUGACAUUCGCAAUGAGUGGACAAACCCAGAGAUCAACAAAGCGGUCCUUCACCUGUGUUAGGGAGGUGGCGGAGCCGGCCCGGGCACCCCAACGGGCGAAGGAGCAGUUAACUGCCUCGGGGCCUGUGUGGAGGCUGCCACUGCAGGAGCGGCCUUGACAGGCCGGUGUGCCGUCUGGCCUCGCCGUGCGAGCGGCAGGGGAGGCGGCCCGUCUGGCCCGAGCGCCCAGGGGCGUCCCUCCCGUGGUACGCGGCUGUGAUUGAUCCUCCACGUGAAAGCGGUGUCUGCUUGCACGACAUUGCUCCUAUUAAACACUUUUAACUA